CUAGGAAAACUAUUCGCAAAACUUUUAAUCCAUUGAAUUAAUUUCGGAUUAUCCUCGCGAUUACUAUUUUUAAGAAAUUUGCGUAUCUUCUUCUGCAAUUUUAUUCACGACGAUAAGAAAUCUUAUGGGUCUAUCUAAGGGUGUUCAUUACAAUAGAGAAACUGGGUUGUUAGGAUAAUUUCUGAUUAAUGGAAAAAAUCGAUUUGUUCAAAAUUUUCGAAGGUGUACAUUCGAAAAAUUUGAUGACAGCUGAGAAAGUAGAGGAUCGUGUUCGAAAUAUAGAAAGAAAAUAGAAGAGUUUAAAAGUUUCUUGUGAUUGAAUCUCGCAUUGUCUCAAUUUUGCGCGAUAAUAUUCAUAGAGAUUAAAAAAAUCGAAAGAGAAAUAUAGAGAAUUGUUUUCUAAAAUAUUAAAUUAAAUUACAGAAAUAUAAAACGUUUAAUAAUAAAAUUAUUAACGAUAGAAUCGAAACUUUUAACAAUAGAUUCAAACAUUUUUAUAUCGAAUUAUGACGUUAAAAAUUGAUAUUAAACUUUACAUGGGAAAAACGAAAAAGCUUCAAAAAUAGAUCUUUUUCAGAUAUAAAAGUGCGUAUAUGCAAAGUACAAAAUGAUCUUACGAUAAAAUAUUAAAAAUAUGUGCGAUUUUUUUAAUGACAUUUUGGCGAACAAACAUCGAGUGAUACGAAAUAUAUAUAUAUAUAGUCUGGCUCGAAAUUAUAUUGCUGAUGGGAAUUUCCGCUGACGGUUGCUGAUUCCAACAUAGGUAGGCAAUCGAAAAUGGGCAAUUGUCAUGUAAGGGCUUAGUUUAGAGUUUUUUGUUUUAUCUCUUUCGAUCGCGUUCAUCGUUGUUUUUGCGCGUUACGUCUUCCCGCGGGAAUCGCGUACGAUUAUGAUCGGAAGAACAUCGCUGGUAGAACAAAAGAGACUUCAAUGGGCAAGGGAAAGGGAAGAAAUGGCUCGUCUCGGUAUUAAUUGGGGACCUUUAAAACCAAGUAGCAACUACAAUCGAACUCACAUUCGAUUGUCCUUGGAAGAAAUUAAGGAUAAGCAACCCCUUCGUGCAACCGGACAUUAUGGAAGUACUGUUAGUCUGAAAAGUCUGGUGACGGAAAGUUCCGGAAAUGGCAACAACAAUCUCAAGUGUCUCGACUACAACAGCGGUAGUUUGAUUAAUCUCCGGGAUCAGAUGGACGUGUCGCAAAUCAGACGCAGGAGUCCCAGUUUGCCCCCGAUUUUCAAUAAGGAGCAACAACAGUACUUUUGUCAGCUGGAACAACAGCGUGAUUUUGGUGUAGAGGGAUCGCGAUACCAGUCACAGAGAUCGCACAAACUGGAACACCAUCACCAUCGGUCCAACGAUCAUCGCGAGACCCAUAAAGAGCCUCGUCAUUACGGUUCACCGGGCGAGGAACGCGAAGGCGAAACUUCCGGUUACGCCAGCGAUUCCAUUGAUGUACCUCAGGCAGGGCAAACUGAUAGUAAAGCAGCAGCCAGAAUGGAAAUGACGGAAAAAACUUGGCAGAAUCCUUAUUGCACUACCCCGGAAAGUUCAUUGCCACCCUCGAGGAGGCUCUCGCCCGGCAAACUAGGCGAAUUAAAUAGGCCAAGGUGGGGCAGCGUCUGGGGUCAAGACGGAAGAAGCGAUCCGCCACCACCCUCUUGGCUAUCAAGAUUAGGACAAUCGAGUCAAGUUUUAGUGAUCAAUCAUGAUAGCGCUAGCAGUCCGGACAGUUCAACAACUGGUUCGACUAGUUCCGAUACCAACAAAGUAUCUCAUCUUCGGGGUCAAAAUAUCCCAGUGGACGCGGACAUUCUUCAAGAACGUGAAACAAGGCGGCAGAAAGCGUUGGAACUGCAAAAUGCUAUCAAGCAGCAACUUGAGGAAAAGGACAGACAGAGGAAAGAAGAGAAGGAGCGACGGAUGAAAGAAGAAAAAAUGGAAGAUGAACGAAUCCGACGCGAAAGAGAAAAAGAAAGGGAAAGAUUUGAAGAAGAACAACGAAUAUUGCGAGAGAAGGAAGCGGCAAAGCUGAGGAAGGCGCAGGCGAUGCGCGAGGUACUGGAGGCUGCGGAACGGCUGGCCAAAGAAGAGCGGAAAAAUCGGCGGAAGCGGAGUGGGCAUACCAAUGAAGACACCGACGUAAUGAUGCAAUCUUCCAAUGAGUCAAAUGUGGCCAUCGGCGUGGAUAUACGCGAAGAAGAGAAUUGUUCGCAAGCACAAAAGCAAAGCACAAACUUGACCACCGAUUACUCCGUGGAGAAAUGCAAAAGUCCGAAGGACGUUAAGGAGGCUGACAACUAUCGCGAAAGCGAGAACGACAAAGAUUCGCAGAAGAGCUAUUCGCAACCAAAUUAUGCGGACAAGUCGGAGGAGGCUACGCUAGAUCUGAGUCCAAUGUCUCUUCAGGUUCCCGUGAGCAAGGACGUGGCGAUCGUGCUGAGCGGCAGACUGGAGGAUCCGGAGAUCCUGAGCAGGGCGAAUUUGCAACUGGUAAAUCUAGUGAUGACGCCGCGUAGAUUCGCGGAGAACACCGCGGACUAUUUAUCGCUAGGUCUCAACACGAUCAUGAGGAACAAUGGAAGUCCCAGGAAUCCGAGGAAAUCCUCGAGAGAUAGCGCCUCGUCGGCCCUCGUGGAGAACAGACUGUUGACGCCCAGCAAAUAUAGAACACUGGCCGGCCGAGACUUUGGCACGCAGACAGACGUAGAGUCUGAUAUCCAGGAACUGCGGGAGAAGUUGCAGAAUCAAUCGAUCAGGGAGCAAGAUACGGAAGGAACAAAGGACAAGAAGGAUACGACGAAUGCCAGUCGAAGAAAUGUUGAAAAGUCGAUCAAUGUGAAUCCAGGUGAGGAAAUUUCCAUAAAAACGCUUUCGCGAUCCAAAUCGCAACCCAGAACCACGCUCGAUAGCAGACCGCGAUGGAACGCUAAUCGCCCAGGUACACGAUACCGAACUCAAAGUGAGAAAGACCCGCACUAUCAGAGAAAAUUAAGAUUAAGAAGACGACAAGUCGAGUCUAGCGACGAAGGAUCUAGGUCGCCCUCUCCCGAUCGGCGAAAAUCGAAUAACGGAAAGUCGAAGAGCCGGAAUAUCACCAGGCGUAAAGCGAAACUCGAGAGUUACGACGCCGAUCUAUCGAUGGACAGCUUGAAUUCCGUUGUGCCUCUACGAAUCGACAAAAAUGGAAAAAUCAAUAUUGAGGAUCGUGCUGAAAAAAAGAUGCGAAUGGAUAACACUUCUUGCAACGCGAAUCGCGCAAAACGAUCGGACAACGAUAAUUCUAAUGUCUGGUGCGGACAAGAGAUCUUAUCCAAGCUGUCGUCGUUAAGAAGUGGACUUUUGAUGAAGCAAAUGGAGUGGGAUUCCGAGCGAUGUCUAGUCUCACCCGCUGCAUCCGAAGUCUUUUAAAUGCCCGCAGAAUUUUGUUGUUUCCUUUCGUUUUUCUUUUCGUUUGCAUAGAAAGUGAGAUCGAGUA
Cataglyphis hispanica is the source of this 3476-nucleotide messenger RNA. Its product is annotated as histone-lysine N-methyltransferase, H3 lysine-79 specific. The record is from RefSeq and is a predicted model, not a curated record. NCBI's taxonomy places the organism in Eukaryota, Metazoa, Arthropoda, Insecta, Hymenoptera, Formicidae. Bases 890 to 3409 code for a protein of 839 amino acids. Gene Ontology annotation, molecular function: microtubule binding. Gene Ontology annotation, cellular component: microtubule; cilium. The transcript is spliced from 11 exons. Gene Ontology annotation, biological process: cilium assembly.